CUGUAACAUAAAUUCGGUUUCUCGAACAAAUAGAUAUCACGCCGUCCCUUUUAUUCACAGUCCACAACACACAGCAAUCACUCGACGAAUACGAUGAAAUUCACAAUGACGAGCGCUCCCGUAUUGGUGCUGUUGGCGGCAUCAACCGGCGAAUCAUUUCUGUUGUCCCCGUCCGUCGCUGCCGCGUCUCGGUCAAUCUCUGCGCUGCCAGCAACCAUUGAAAAGAUUACUUCUUCGUCGUUGGUUCCUCCCAAGUCCAUUGACGACAUGAUGAAGACCUCGGAAACGGCGGACCUUUACGAUCUCAAUGUCCAAAAGACCUAUGGACGCUACCCGUUGACGAUUCGGAACGGUAAAGGCUGCAAGCUCUACACCACGGACGGCAAAGAAUACCUCGAUUGCGUUGCCGGUAUUGCGACCUGCGCUUUGGGACACGCCAACGAUUAUCUCACGAACGCCAUUGUUCAGCAAAUGAACUCCGUUCAUCAUGUUUCCAAUCUUUACCUCAUCCCCUCCCAGGCCGCCCUCGCGCACUGGCUCUGCGACAACUCCGUCGCCGAAAAGGUCUUUUUCUGCAACAGCGGAGCCGAAGCCAACGAAGCUGCCAUUAAAUGUGCACGACGACACGCCAGUAACCGUGGAAUUACCAAGCCGGUCAUUAUUACGGCCAAAGACUCUUUUCACGGACGCACACUCGCCGCACUCACCGCAACGGCACAGCCCAAGUACCACAAGGGAUUCGGGUACGACGGACAAAUGGUCCAAGGCUUCAAGUACAUUACCUACAACAGCGUUGACGAACUCCGGGCAGCAGUUCAGGAAGUGCAAGAGUCCGGACAAGGAUUGGCUGCCAUUAUGAUGGAAGCUUUGCAGGGAGAAGGUGGUAUUAUUGCCGGAGACGAGGAAUUCUUCCGUACCAUUCGAGAAAUAUGCGACGAAACUGGUGCCCUUAUGAUGUGCGACGAAGUCCAGGUCGGCAUGGGGCGCUCCGGAAGAUUAUGGGGAUACGAAAACCUGGGGGUUGAACCGGACAUCUUCACUUCCGCCAAGGCCUUGGGUGGUGGCGUUCCGAUCGGCGCCAUGAUGGCCCGCGGGGACGCCGCCAACGUCUUUGGCCCCGGUGAUCACGCCAGCACCUACGGUGGUAACCCCUUGGCCUGCAGUGCGGGCCUAGCCGUCGCCUCGUACAUGUGCGAGCAUAAUUUGCUCACCAACGUAAAGGAACGAGGUACUCAACUCGAAGCGGGUUUGCAAGCCGUGGCCGAAAAGUACCCUGACACGCUUGGGGCCGUUCGCGGAUGGGGACUCAUGCGAGGUGUCGUCGUGACGGAUUCCUCCAUUCCGCCUGGCGUUAUCGUCCAAGCAGCCAUGGAUGAAGGUUUGCUCUUAGUGGCGGCGGGUAGCAACGUAGUGCGAUUCGUGCCACCAUUGAUUAUCAGUGCGGACGAAAUCGACGCGGCCAUGGCCAUGUUCGAAGCCGCCGUGGCCAAGGUAGUUGCUAAGAACAAGGACGCCAAGCCCUAGACUCGGGAGCAAGGAACAAGAACGAAUCGGCGUUGAUUCCGUCCAGUAAUCAGUACUUUGCUUGAAAUUUCACAUUUUUCAAUUAUCUUAACAUUAGACCAAUCCAUCUCCCC
Phaeodactylum tricornutum CCAP 1055/1 is the source of this 1637-nucleotide messenger RNA. Its product is annotated as acetylornithine aminotransferase. The record is from RefSeq and is a predicted model, not a curated record. Gene Ontology annotation, biological process: arginine metabolic process. Gene Ontology annotation, molecular function: transaminase activity; identical protein binding; pyridoxal phosphate binding. Bases 94 to 1524 code for a protein of 476 amino acids. The transcript is spliced from 2 exons. NCBI's taxonomy places the organism in Eukaryota, Bacillariophyta, Bacillariophyceae, Surirellales, Neidiaceae.